Nanorana parkeri is the source of this 1544-nucleotide messenger RNA. RefSeq names its product Yes associated protein 1 (gene YAP1). The transcript is spliced from 9 exons. Bases 5 to 1405 code for a protein of 466 amino acids. Gene Ontology annotation, cellular component: cytoplasm; nucleus. The record is from RefSeq and is a predicted model, not a curated record. NCBI's taxonomy places the organism in Eukaryota, Metazoa, Chordata, Amphibia, Anura, Dicroglossidae. Gene Ontology annotation, biological process: hippo signaling; positive regulation of transcription by RNA polymerase II. Gene Ontology annotation, molecular function: protein binding; transcription corepressor activity; transcription coactivator activity.
UUUCAUGAUGGAGAGCGGAGGCCAGCAGCAGAACUCCUCGGCCCCCCAGCCGCCCCCGGCCGGCCACCAGAUAAUACAUGUGCGGGGGGACUCGGAGACGGACUUGGAGGCGCUCUUCAAUGCAGUCAUGAACCCCAAAACCGCCAACUUGCCCCAGACAUUACCCAUGAGGAUGAGGAAACUUCCCGACUCCUUCUUCAUGGGGUUUAACAACGCCACACUUGCCUCUUUACAGGCCAGCACAGAUGGCGGAUCAGCAGGCGCAUUGACUCCCCAACACGUUCGCGCACACUCCUCCCCAGCCUCCCUGCAGCUCGCCGGAGUUUCUCCCGGUGCACUUUCUCCGCAAGGUGUGGUUUCUGGUCAGUUAUCUGCCCCACCGGGUCAGCAUCUUCGACAGUCUUCCUACGAAAUCCCAGACGACGUCCCUCUGCCUCCAGGAUGGGAGAUGGCCAAAACCCCAUCAGGACAAAGAUAUUUCCUCAACCAUAUUGAACAGACCACCACAUGGCAAGACCCUCGGAAAGCAAUGUUGUCACAGAUGAAUGUCUCUGCUCCCACCAGCCCCCCAGUGCAGCCAAACCUUAUGAACCCAACAGGUCCCUUGCCAGAUGGGUGGGAGCAGGCCAUCACUCAAGAAGGGGAGAUUUACUAUAUAAACCACAAGAACAAGACCACAUCGUGGCUAGACCCACGGUUAGACCCACGCUUUGCUAUGAACCAGCAGAGAUUGAGUCAGAGCGUGCCAGUGAAAGCUCCUCCUCCCAUGCCCCCACAGAGCCCGCAAAGUGGUGUCAUGGGAGGUGGGGGCAGUCAGAUUAGGCUCCAACAGCUUCAGAUGGAGAAGGAACGCCUGCGACUCAAGCACCAAGAACUGCUCCGGCAGGUGAGGCCACAGGUUAGAAACGGCCCUUUUUGCAAGGAACUAGCUCUUCGUAGUCAGAUCCCAACCAUGGAACAAGAUGGCGGUACUCAGAACCCCGUGUGUUCAUCAGGAUUAACUCAAGAGCUCCGCACAAUGACCAUGAACAGUUCCGAUCCUUUCCUCAACAGUGGCACCUAUCACUCCAGAGAUGAAAGCACAGAUAGCGGAUUAAGUAUGAGUAGUUACAGUGUACCCAGGACCCCCGACGACUUCCUUAACAGUGUUGAUGAAAUGGACACAGGUGAUGCAAUCAACCAAAGUAGUAUGCCCUCCCAACCAAACCGAUUCCCUGACUAUUUGGAAGCACUUCCAGGAACAAACGUGGACCUUGGUACUUUAGAGGGGGAGGCAAUGAACGUGGAAAGCGAAGAACUCAUGCCAAGCCUGCAAGAAGCUUUGAGUUCCGACAUCCUAAAUGACAUGGAAUCUGUUCUGGCUGGCACCAAACUGGAUAAAGAAAGUUUCCUUACAUGGUUAUAGAAGCAACCAGAAGUUUCUUGGUAUGGUCAACAAAGCUUCUUGGUCCUGAAGGAUUUUGCUCAUCAAGGGUGCCUAUAAACUUCAAGCUGAACAAGGCUACUUGGCAGACUUUUAUGUUCCAAAUGAUCAAACUUUUAAA